This is a messenger RNA of Adelges cooleyi (spruce gall adelgid), 468 nucleotides long. RefSeq lists its product as uncharacterized. The transcript is spliced from 2 exons. NCBI's taxonomy places the organism in Eukaryota, Metazoa, Arthropoda, Insecta, Hemiptera, Adelgidae. The record is from RefSeq and is a predicted model, not a curated record. The coding region runs from base 34 to 402 and encodes 122 amino acids.
GCGGUAAGCAACACUUGUUGUCGCAGUUUCAAAAUGUUUGUGUCCAACAUAAUCAAAGUGGUUUUCGUCCUAGCGAUUGUGGAAUCCGCUGUAUGGGCCAAAUCGACGGAGAAUUUGGGAAAAUAUUCGAUACACGCAUACUGUGUACCGAAAAAUUCGCUCGACUACCUCAGACCGUUGUCCACGGCUCCAAUGCCACAACUUACCACUUUGCCCCGCAUCGAUAUCGACAAAUUAAGCGCAUUUUUGAACCAUCUGGGCCACUUUGGAAUCUUAACACAGGAAAAUGGCAAACCGUUGUAUAUUGUCAAGCCCAAGCCGAAGGCCGCGACGCUACAACUUAAAUCCGACUGUGUCGAAGGUGAAAGUAUGUUUUUGUUCGCAAUUAAACCCAGUGAUUAGUCCGGACAUUUUCGAACGGGAUUGACAAUGGACUAUGACAAACCCAGAGGAUUUCAUUCCUUUUAG